ACUGGAUUUAAAUGGCUAUAAGGUGGUCCCAGCAUUAAGAGAUUUAGUUAAGAUUACUAAGAUCCUGAGAUCAUCUCAUCGUUUGAUUGAUCGAUUGUACCUCCGGUACAAUCGAGCAAUCCUCGAAGCCUUAUGA
Messenger RNA from Acaulospora colombiana, 136 nucleotides. The record is from the annotation of a GenBank genome assembly. NCBI's taxonomy places the organism in Eukaryota, Fungi, Glomeromycota, Glomeromycetes, Diversisporales, Acaulosporaceae.